Messenger RNA from Epinephelus moara (kelp grouper), 865 nucleotides. RefSeq names its product collectin-43-like. The record is from RefSeq and is a predicted model, not a curated record. Lineage: Eukaryota; Metazoa; Chordata; Actinopteri; Perciformes; Serranidae. The transcript is spliced from 4 exons. Bases 1 to 675 code for a protein of 224 amino acids.
AUGGGGCUGUGUCUCCUAUUCUGCAUGGUCUGCCUGAUGGCUUCUAUUGGCAACAGUCAGGUUCCAGGUCCGCCUGGUCCCAAAGGUGACAGAGGAGAUCCUGGACCACCAGGACCAGCUGGGAUACAGGGUUUUAUGGGAGUUCCAGGUUUUCCAGGUCCGAAAGGUGAACAAGGGUUCCCGGGACCUAGAGGAGCACCUGGGCCAGUUCUGAUAUGUGGACGAGAUCCUGUUGAUUCUGUUAGCCAGGACGUUGAAACUUUGAAGAGGAGCAUUGCCAAGUUAGAGCUGGCAAUAAACUAUGACUUUGUCCGAAGAGUUGGUCAGAAAUACUUUGUGUCAUACAAGGAGCGAGGCUCGUUCUCCAGGGCUGUCGAGUUCUGCUCCCAACAAGGCUUAGAGCUGGCUUCGCCCCAGAGCGAGGAGGAGAACAACAGACUGACUCAGUUCUUUGGGGACGUUUACAAAAUAGCCUGGAUCAACAUCAACGAUAACAAAGCAGUGGGGAAUUUUGACUCUGAUAUGAAGAACCAACCUCUGACCUUUACAAAAUGGGGAGAGGGGCAGCCAGACAAAUCCAUCCAAGAUACAGGCUGCACCAUGCUGUCAGAAGAUGGUGUGUGGAGAGUGACACCUGAAUGCUCUCUUAGUGCUUACAUCAUUUGUCAGAUAUAGAAAGUUCUUGUAUCCCAGAGUCUUUUGUUUUUUUGUAAUGUUGUUUAAAAUGAUCAUAUGCUAAUAUCCAGUGCAUUAAAAAAAAUAUAGACCUUAACUUUAUCCUCAUUUUGAUGAAGAUAUCAUGGACAGGAACAAUUAUUCUUGAGGCCCAGACACACCAAACCAACAUAACAAGAAUAAUAGCAAU